Serpula lacrymans var. lacrymans S7.9 is the source of this 183-nucleotide messenger RNA. RefSeq lists its product as uncharacterized. The transcript has a single exon. Lineage: Eukaryota; Fungi; Basidiomycota; Agaricomycetes; Boletales; Serpulaceae. The record is from RefSeq and is a predicted model, not a curated record. The annotation marks the transcript as partial.
AUUCUUAUCUAUAACAUUGAUAGUGCACUUAACCCAGGUGGCUGCAUUACGCACAAAUGGUCUUUUGUUGUCAAGUAUCAAGGACACAGAGAACGAGUCACCACCAAAGCUACCCAACUAGGGAAGAUUAAUUUAAUCUUAGGCUGGACCUGGCUAUUUAAACACAAUCCUGAGAUCAACUAG